AUGCUAUUUUGCCAAAACAUUGUUAAAGGCUUAAAGUUAAACCAAGUUCAAACAUUUGAAACAUCACAAAAAAUAUUAGAAAAGGCAGCCUUAAAUCCAGUGAUGAGUCGCAGGUUAGCAAGUACAAAUGAUUUGAUUGCCGAUGAAGGGAAAUAUCAUCUAAAAUGCUACGCCAAUUUUCAAAGAACCACUGCUCAACAGCAGCCUAAACAACAAGAAAAAGAAAGCUGCUUUAUCUUUGCGGAAGUUAUGUCUGUACUUCAAUCUGGGAUCUCGAAGGGUAAUGUAUAUUCUUUGAAAUCUGUUUGGACAUAUUUUUGCAGAAGAUAUCAUUCAGCGUAUGGUGUUGAACCAGAAACUUUCAAAAGUGUCGGGUUUAGGACCAGAAUAAAGGACUGUUUUGGAGAUAAAGUAGUUUUUAUUCAGCCGCUAAACCCUUCUGAAUCGCGUCUCAUAAUAUCCGCUGAUUUAGGAGAAGCAGCACUACAGUCUUUGCUUCAGGAAAUUCAGGAAAACGAUGCAAACUAUGAACAAGGUGUUCUUGGUGCCGAUGGUUUAAAAGACGUAGACCUCGACACGGAGUUGCUAAGCUGGCUUUUUCGUGUAGCCAUAAAAGUUCGUCAUGAUAUUAAAGUUACACCUGGUCAAGAACCUAUAGGUACUAUAGAUAUGCAGAGUGCUGAAGAAGUUGUCCCAGAUACUUUGUAUAUGCUGAUUCGCAUGUUGUGUGCUGGAGAGGUCGAUACAACAGAUGAGAGCAACGAUGAAUUAAAUAUCGAUUUAAAGACAAAGAUCCUCAGCAUCUGCCAAGACAUCGUUUUUCUUGUCUCCAGGGGUCGGAAGUAUACUCCCAAACACGUUGGCAUUGGAGUAACUGUCCACCUAGCCACCCGAUCAAAGAGCUUGUUUAACUUCUUCACGCUGCUGGACAUUCCAUAA
Paramuricea clavata is the source of this 939-nucleotide messenger RNA. The record is from the annotation of a GenBank genome assembly. Lineage: Eukaryota; Metazoa; Cnidaria; Anthozoa; Malacalcyonacea; Plexauridae.